CUAUGACAACAGGGAGAUGGUUUCAUGCAAGCUGAUAAGGCACAGGCGAAAUGUGUUUUUUUUCCCCCUGACCUGCGAACCCUAGACGUUUACAGACAGGCUUGUCUUAACAGAGUGGCAUGUCUCUGUUCAAGGCGCGUGAUUGGUGGGCCAGUGUGCUGGGUGAGGGGGAGGAGUUUGACCAGGGAUGCCUGUGUGUUGGAGACCUGGACAACAGCGGUAGCGGAUAUGAUAAGAUAGUGGUCGGCAGCUACAUGGGCAUGCUACGGGUUUUCUCCCCGCAGCCUGUCAAGCCUGGGGAGCCCAGCCCGGCCGACAGCCAGCUGUUGGAGGUGCAGCUCAGGGAUCCUGUCAUCCAGGUGGAAGUGGGCAAGUUUGUCUCGUGUUCAGACCUGCUUCACCUGGCCGUGCUGCAUCCCAGAAAGCUCUCUGUAUACUCUGUCUCUGGUACUGCUGGUAAUGUGGAACAUGGGGCUCAGUACCAGCUCAAGCUGAUCUAUGAACACAACCUCCAGAGAACAGCUUUUAACAUGACAUAUGGAACCUUCGGAGGAGUGACAGACCACCAGUCUCUGUGUAUCCAGUCGAUGGACGGCAUGUUGAUGUUCUUUGAGCAGGAGAGUUACUCGUUUGGCCGUUUCCUCCCUGGCUUCCUCCUGCCCGGUCCUCUGUGUUACUGCUGCCGUACAGACACAUUCCUCACUGUGUCCUCAGCUCGUCAGUUGGAGAGCUACAGGUAUGAGACUCUGGCGGUUGCCACGGAAGCAGAGACCAGACAGGAUGCUGACCAACUGAGCAAGUCUGCAGGGAAGAGACUGAUGGCUGACUGGACUCUGGUUCUGGGUGAGCAGGCCUUGGACCUCUGUGCCCCUUCCUUCUCUCCUACCUCAUCCUCAAUUUUUGUUUGUGGAGAGAGAAACCUCUACUGCCUCAAAGACAACGGGCAGAUCCGCUUCAUGAAGAAAUUGGAGUACAACCCCAGCUGCUUCCUCCCCUAUGCCUCAGUGUCCGAAGACACCACCAACAUCCUGCUGGGUAACCAUAACAAUAUGCUUCUGGUGUACCAGGACGUGACGUUGAAGUGGGCCGCCCAGCUCUCCUGUUCUCCUGUGGCCAUCAGGCUUGCCAACUUCCCGGAUCUGAGGGGUGUGGUGGUGACCCUGAGCUCAGAGGGCCACCUGCAGUGCUCCUACAUGGGCACCGACCCUUCCUUCUUCUCCACACCCAAGGUGGACUCCCGGGAACAGGACUACGCCCAGAUGGACACUGAGAUGAAGAGCCUGCAGAGAGUCAUCAGAGAAGCUACCCGUAGCCAGGCUGAUAUCCUUCCUCUAGCAGACGCAGAGGAAGACCUGACUGUCACAACCACAGUCUCCAAUAAAAUGGACACCAUUUCGAAAGCUGUCAUCUCAGACAUGGAAGGUUUUCCCGUUCCCUCCGUCACAGUGAAGAUCAAGGUGAAAAGUCGCUGCUCACUGCCGGGUCCUAAGCUGACUGUGUGUGUCCAGCCUCCCCUGGCUGUCAGCCAGGAGCAGUUUGUGUUGGAACCUUUGGGUGUUGGUUCUACCACGGUGGUGGCCUUCUCUGCCUUCUUGAAUGGACCCUACCCACCAGCUGACCUGACUGGAGACGUGGCUGUGUCCUACUGUACCUCUACAGACCUCAACCCUGCAGGUAUCCCCAGGGUGGCCCAGUGUCAGUUCUGCCUGCCCCUGCGUCUGGUAUGCCGCCCCUCCUCCCCCUCCAAGAACGCCAAAUACAAGAUCACCGUGGAUACCAACAACCCGCCUGUUAACCUCUGCGAGGUGUUCCCAGACUUCCUGGAGCAGUCUGAGGACAAAGAGGGAAACGCUCUGGGCUUCCACUUCCUGUCUGGGGCCCAUGUCACUGUACUAGCUUCCAAGACCUCCCAGCGCUACCGAAUCCAGAGUGAGAGUUUUGAGGACAUCUGGCUGGUGGUUAAGGAGCUGGUGCAGCGUUUUGACCAUCACUUUGCCAGGCUGGGAGUCAAGGACUUCCAAAACAGCUUUGCUGGUCCCAUCCCUCUGGCUGAAUACUUCGAGACUGUGGACCACCACUUUGAGCUGCGUGUGAAUGCAGAGAAGUACCAGGAUCUCCUGUCAGAGCGAGCGAUCCAGUUCAGAGCCAUCCAACGGCGUCUCCUGACUCGCUUCAAAGACAAAACCCCUGCUCCCCUACAAAAUCUAGACACCCUGAUGGAGGGCACUUACCGCCAGGUGAUAGCGUUGGCGGACGCGGCGGAGGAGAACCGGGCGUGUCUGGACCAGGCGUUUGCCCGGCUGCGUAGUGCCACCCACCUCCUCAUCCUCCUGGUUACCCUGUGGCAGGGCCUCAGCACGGACCAGAAAGCCAUCCUGGAGGCUACGCUCCUGCCCCUGCUACAGGACACACCCCAGCUGGGUUGGGAGGAGAGUGUGGACGCGGCUGUGUCUCACCUCCUGCGGACCUGUCUGUCUCGCAGCCCUAAAGACCAGGCCCUGUCCCUGUCCACGGCCCAGCUCAGCAUGCCCAAGGACACGGCCCGUCUGAAGAAGCACAUCACCCUGCUGUGUGACCGCCUGGGCAAGGGAGGACGGCUGUCGCUGGCCUCUGAGGCCAACGCCCCCACCCCCGUCAUGAUGCCAGGUCAGCCACACGGAGUUGGGGGCUGUGAGCCAAUCGCUGAGGCUGUUGCAGACCUGGAUGAGCCGCCCAUACAGGAGUCUGCUGCCAAGUUCAUCAAGAAGAAACAGCCGUCCAAGAAGGUCAAGACCAAGACAGAUAAAGAAACUAAAGUGAAGAAAGAGUCUGCAGAUGAGGCUGUCCAGGAGUUGGAGGAAAUGACGGAACAGCCUGUUACAGAAGUGAAGAAGGAAAAGAAGAAGGAGUCUACCAAGGAACCUGGGAAAGAGUCAAAGAAGGAGUCCUCCAAGGAAAAGAAAGAGUCUUCCAAGGAGAAGAAGGAGUCCAGCAAGGAAUCAGGAAAGGAGUCAAAAAAGGAGUCAAGCAAGGAAUCUGGAAAGGAGCCAAAGAAGGAGUCUUCUAAGGAGUCAAGCAAAGAGACCUUGAAAGAGCCCGGGAAGGAAAAUGUGUUGAGAAGGUCAUCUGUGAAGGUCAAGGAGAAAAAGAAGGAGCCAGAGGCUGCAGCUGGCGAGGGAUGAUGUCAAGCAGUCAACACAAACACAGGGUCCUUUACACACUCAUACACAUCUCUCAAGGCUGAUGCUGUUUCAUAGAAUAGACCUUUGGUUUGUGUCGGUUGGGUGACGCUGUUGAAAGCUCCAGUAGAGCAGCCAACGAGGGGGCCAUGUUCCAUCUGCCUGUCCCCUUGGGUUAAACAAGGCCACUCUGGUCCCAUCAGGACUUCCCUCCAUGAGACAGGAAUCCCAUCACCAGCAGAGACCAGGGCAGGGGAACGGAGGGGAAAGGCAGCCCACAUCAUCCUUCAGGAGGACCAGGAGGAACAUCAUGUCACACACCUGACUCUAGACACACACCUGAC
Molecule: messenger RNA, 3502 nt
Organism: Esox lucius (northern pike)
Lineage: Eukaryota; Metazoa; Chordata; Actinopteri; Esociformes; Esocidae
Gene: bbs9
Product: Bardet-Biedl syndrome 9
Exons: 23
Coding region: 120-3161 (1013 amino acids)
Biological process (GO): cilium assembly
Cellular component (GO): BBSome; membrane
Source: RefSeq, a predicted model, not a curated record